Messenger RNA from Molossus molossus (Pallas's mastiff bat), 620 nucleotides. RefSeq names its product CGRP receptor component (gene CRCP). The transcript has 6 exons. The record is from RefSeq and is a predicted model, not a curated record. Gene Ontology annotation, biological process: transcription initiation at RNA polymerase III promoter. The coding region runs from base 47 to 487 and encodes 146 amino acids. Gene Ontology annotation, cellular component: RNA polymerase III complex. Lineage: Eukaryota; Metazoa; Chordata; Mammalia; Chiroptera; Molossidae. Gene Ontology annotation, molecular function: nucleotide binding.
AGACUGUUUUCGAGCUGACGGCGGGCGGCGACGAGGCGGGGUCGACAUGGAAGUGAAGGAUGCCAAUUCUGCUCUGCUCAGUAACUACGAGGUGUUCCAGUUACUGACUGAUCUGAAAGAGCAGCGUAAAGAGAGUGGAAAGAAUAAACACAGUUCUGGGCAACAGAAUUUGAAUACUAUCACCUAUGAAACGUUAAAAUACAUAUCAAAAACACCAUGCAGUCACCAGAGUCCUGAGAUUGUCAGGGAAUUUCUCACAGCAAUGAAGACCCACAAGUUGACCAAAGCUGAAAAACUUCAGCUGCUGAAUCACAGGCCUAUGACUGCUGUUGAGAUCCAGCUGAUGGUGGAAGAGAGUGAAGAACGGCUCACGGAGGAGCAGAUUGAAGCACUCCUCCACACUGUCACAAGCAUUCUGCCCGCAGGGCCAGAGGAAGAGCAGCAGAAAACUGCCGACGUGACGAUGGAGGAAGAGGACCCCGCAUAGAAGAGCCCAGCUGGGCCAAGCAUCUCAUGACGUUGGAAGGCCCAGCAGCCGUUUUUCAGGCACAGAGGAUUGUUUGUUUAGUUUUACCCUAGCCCCAACAGACCUGAUUUAAUGGUUAGUUGGGUAAAUCACA